CUUUAAGAAGGUGCUUAAAUAAACAAUGAACAUCUCAUAUUGACAGUAUGACAUCACCGCUGUUUUUCCCAGACAGAGGCAACAUGCGCGGCGGAUGCUGGGAUCCGAGGAUGAUUUGCCAAACGUUUUAAUAUCAAUUCGCUCAUUUGAACAUCUAGAUUUUGUGAUGCUGCGUCGUUGAAGGCUUUGAUAUUACGCAGAUCAUUUUAAAACGAGUCUCUCGGUUAAUGGGAUCAUUUGGUAGCGCAUGCACGGGAUAGCGUAUCUGCAAACGCAAAAUGGGCUGGGGAUGCGUUUUUGGCACGGAGUGAACCUGUUUCCCAGCUUCAAUUGGGCUUGGAUCGGGUGAACAAGGAUUGGAUCGGAUUCAUUCACAUAUUAUACGGGAAGGGCCACGGAUGCGCGUCGCGUAUGCGUUUUCCGUCGUCGAGGCUUCACCUAGUAGAGCUCUCAUAUCCAAACGAAUUCCCCCGCACCGACUGCCAUCCAUUCUCACCGUCCGCGCGCCCGGCGGGAUGCGGGUGCACGUCAAGGAGCUGUCCAAGCUGUUGUGGUGCUGAUGCGGCUCUGAGCGAACGCGAGCAUGGCUGCUGGGAAGUUGCUGCUCUACGCUGGUCUGUCUCUCUCCCUCUGCGCGCUCGGGAUGCUGGCCGUGGCCAUCUGCUCCGAUCACUGGUACGAGACGGACGCCCGGAGGUACCGAGAGAGGUGCCGGAGUUUCUCCAGUCGACGAAAGGACCCGGGUUUUAUAUAUAUCCCCAAUAACAGCCUCCCUCUGCGGGCGAGCCGCUCUCGCCUGGACCGCUGGGAGGAGAAGCUGCUGCUGGCGCGGAACCGACGGCAGCUCUUCGCCAUGAGCGCCGCCGACGAGUGCGGCAGGCAAUAUAACUCCACCAACAUGGGGCUGUGGAGCAAAUGCCAUCGCCUUGGAUUUGAUCAGGAAAUCGAGGACCUCAUUCGGAAAGGUUCAAUCACAAGAUGCUCCUACAUCAAGUACCACUACUCCUCAGCCACAAUACCCAAGAAUCUCUCUUACAACAUCACCAAGACCAUUCGCCAGGACGAGUGGCACUCUUUGCACCUGCGGAGAAUGACGGCAGGAUUCAUGGGAAUGGCGGUGGCCAUCAUCCUGUUUGGCUGGAUCAUUGGAAUGCUGGGAUGCUGUUGGGACCGCGGCCUCAUGCAGUACGUGGCGGGACUGCUCUUCCUCAUGGGCGGUACAUUUUGCAUCAUUUCCUUGUGCACCUGUGUAGCAGGUAUUAACUUCGAGUUGUCCCGUUACCCGCGCUACAUCUACGGCCUCCCGGAUGACAUCAGUCACGGUUACGGCUGGUCCAUGUUCUGCGCUUGGGGCGGUUUAGGUCUAUCCCUCAUCGCUGGUUUCUUCUGUACACUGGCACCCUCCGUACAACCAAUUCCUCGUUCAACGUGCCCCAAGUCCCGCCAAGAAAACGGGACCGUGUGUUAGGGGCCGGGCCACCAGAAACCCCUGGGCCCUACAUGGAGCUGGACAAUGGGGGCGAAAAAAGAAACAAAGACCAUACCCGAAGAUUAAAAUCAUAUAAAAAUCAUUUCUAAUCUCACCAACCAGGCCACAAUGCCAUUUUUAACCAUGUGUCUGAAUCUACAAUUGAGUGUCCUGAUCGUUUAAAAGAAAAAAACGAGAAAAAAAUUACAAUUGUUAAAGAUGUCGGUGAGCCUUUUUGUUGUUGAGAUACUGCACAUCAAAACUUUAUUUGAAGUUGUGACAUUGUGAGCACAAAUAUAAGGAUAACAUGAAACGGAGAGGAAAAAACUUGCACAUUGUUCGACAACAGUAAAUGCUCAUGGACACAUGGAUAAAUGGAUGGAUGUUUACACGUAUAAAGAUGCCUAGAAACUGCCAAACCUCUAUGGUAUUUGUGACUGGACAGAACCACGUGUUGCUCGGUAAGCAGUGCCAAUGUUUCGAACCCAGGAGUUAAGACAUUUUAAAGCACCAGGACCAUUGGGCUCUUACACAUGACAGGACAACAACUCGGAUGGGAUUUCAAUCCGUCGUGGUAAAUUUGUGGAGUACGUCUUGGGCCGUGGAGACCUCUUACUAUGCCUCUUGGGAUCUGGCUGAAGUAUGUGUUUAUGCGUGAAUUUUAGGAAUGGGAAAUGCCUGCUCCUGAUGCUCCUGAAUGACAUUAUAUUGCUACUGCUGUACAGCGAAUUGUAAAGAAAAAAGUAAUACUUAUAAUAUCUUAGAAAAGAUAAAAUCCUAUCCGGAAAGACUUUUUUUCUUUUUUAUUUCAUUCCAUUUAUUUCUUAUUCAAAACUGGACAUUUUUAACAUCCUUAACAAUUGAUCAUGUGCUUUUUGUUUUGUAGUGUAUAGAGUUAUCAUUGUGAACAGCAAGUAGGGGGUAAAUUCUCUACCCGAUACAUGCGUGAGUGGUUUUGUGGUCUCCAUAGAAAAAAGGACAAAAAUUUCUUCUAAUGCUAAAAUAAUACAACGCAUCAAAUCAAAAACCUGCCUUGGGGGAAGUCGGCUGGGCUUUUUGCUAAACUGAGAAUUACCGGAAAAAGGAAAGAUGGCAUAUCGUGUUUUAGCGCACUUGUACACUUACUCCCCGUAGACACAUCCGACGUAGCAUCCGUAGACUGAAAGUCAACCCAACAUCUCAAUGUUACCGCCUUAAGCUUGACUAGAAGGCGGCAUUUAUUUUAUUUGAUGGGAACGCAUGCUGAUUUUCUUCAAGAAAGCCUUUCUGCGCUUAGGCGUCCUCAUUUGAAUCUUACUUCCUGUGUCUCUUAUGCAAAGCGAACUUCCAAAACAGGACGUGCCGAUUCGGAGACAGCGGUGGUGCUGGAAUAAAUCGUGACUUCAAAUAGUGAUGACGUUGAGCGAAGCACAAGCUUAAUACAAUCUCUAAGCCAACAUGAGUGGUUCCCUCAGACCAUAGUUCAAAUUGUGAUGCUCAGAUUUGAUCGUAUUCUCUUUCUUCUCGUGGCACCCAUUCGCUAUAGCUUAAUAAACUUAUUUUAAGUCAUCACAUUUGACAAAAAACACAUUUAGAAACACUAAAGCAGCCAUGUAACAGUGUGCCACAAUGUGACGCACGCACUAUGUGUCGCUGGCAGGUCAGCACAUACAUUUAACCAUGCCAAUUAUUUUGCAGAGAGAAAAUUUACAGAUCUGCCGGAAAACUAUGUUUACAGGUUACAAGUGGUGAUUUGCCAAAAAGGAUGUGAUGGCAACUGGUUCGCCUUUUUUCUUAAAAAUACAUAAGUCAUUAUACAGGAGAUAGAUGUCCAGUUAUGUCUCACCAUUUAUCAUGGUUAUGACAUUUCCCUUUAUAAAGGUCCUAAUAUAUACCAUUAGGUACAGAUAUGUAUACAUUUGGUACCAAUAUGUACCUUUGAGGUACUAAUAUGAACUCUUUAGGUACAAAAAGGGUACAGCCCCAGUAACAGCUAGGGUCCAUAUGUUGACAAUUUCUUCAGAUCGUGUAUCCAUUUAAAAGUGUUUCCUAAAACAAAUGCAAAACCAUUUUAUCAUAAACACAACAUUGAUGGAAUAAAGAUGCAACAAUACAGUUAAUUCUUGUUAUACAUUCUCCCUUCCUACAGCUUAACUUUGUUUUUUAUGAAAUAAGGCUCCUGCAGUCUUUAAAGAGAACACCUAAUGGUGCAUUCACACCAGCCGCGGUAGAGGCGGCAAAAACGCGCUAUUCGCGCGUAGUUGGACGCUUGAACAUUUGAGUUUACUCGCUUCAUUUGCGUGUGAAAUUCGAGUCAUUCGAGACAUUCAUGCGGAAAUUCGCAUCAUGGGAGGGGCUUCUGCGACUCGGCUCGCUUCCUGUAAUCACGUCACUACUACAGCAAGGUCCUGAUUGGUAAACACGGCGCGGAAAUCCCCUAAGAUUUUUCACCUUGCGCGUUUCCCCUGGCAACGCUCAAUUCGCGACGCAGGAUGCCUAAUCUUGUCUUUGCAUUAACUUAACAUGUAAAUCACUCGUGCUUGCCGCCUCUACCGCGUCUGGUGUGAACCCUGCAUAAAGGAGGUUUUAGAUAUUUAGGGAUGUUUUUUGUUCUUGCCGUGACAGGAACAUUCUAGUCGCUAAAAAUACAAGUUGAUAAUGCUAUCGGCAAUAAAAUUACACAAACUCAACCGGCCACACUUCUGAAAAAACGAAACAAAAGAUUUGCAAGUUCUGUCGUUACCAAUAGAGCUCAAGGAAUAGUUAGCUAAACAUGCUUUUGGAAAACACAGCCCUGGAUCUCACAGGAAUUCAUACGUAUUUUACGAGUCGGCAAAAUUGUAUUAUUUCGUAAGAAGCUAAUAGUACAAAAACGUACGAUUGUUAUAAAAAACAAUAAUGAAACCUCACCCCUAACGUCAGGGGGCAAAAGCAAAGCGUAAAAAAAUUACGAAUGUGGUCAUAAGAAUUAGGCCACCUCUAAUACGUACAAAUUGUCGUGAGAUUGCGAAACCGCCCACAAAUUUUAGUACAAAUUUGAGUAUCGAGUCCAAAAACAGAACACUUUUGAAUAAACAUACAGUAUAACAACCAUCUGUUUUCAAUCAAGUCCAUCUGGCCUUAUAUAAGAGUGUUUCUAGACAUUUACAAGGAAAAUAUUAAUUAAAAAUUAUAGUCGCUGGUUGCUAAUAAAACCAAAACAUUGUCUACUUUAGAAGUCGAGUUCCUUCACAUUUCCUUAAUUUCGAAAGCUAUACUUUCACAACGUGACAGUGAAGGGUGUAUCGUAACGGAGUAAAAAGAGAAAAAAAAUACUUGAAGGGCAGAUGUUUGCAACAGAUGCUAAGAAUAAAUAAUUUCAAUUAUAGCUUAAUUGGCAACCAUCCUAGACAGUCCAAGACACAACGCAUGUGGUAAACUGACUUUUAUAAGCUUCAUAUAAAUCAUUUUAAUGUUUAUUGUGAAAUAUUUCAAAAUAAAAACCCUGGCAAUGACUAACAAUAGACAAGACACUCAGGCAUUUUUAAAGAAUCCCCCAAUGUAAGAAAAUAAAGCGUUGGGCAUUUAAAUGGGCUCAGGAUUACAAGCUGUCGGACUGACAAUAAAAAACGACCACACUCGUACAUCUGAUUCAUACAAAUGUGUUUACAUUCAUUAGCCAACACUUUGUUGUUUUUGUUUGGUGAGGUGUGUUUUAACACGAGUGGGGAUAUGUUUUCUGUUUCAAAUGUAAAAAUAUAAAAUAAAAAAGUAGCAGGAUCGGUAAAACUGCGACUUUCAUUUUUAUGGGACACUGACGCCGAAAGGCAUAUUGGGUCUUUUCCAUCAAUAGCGUGUCUGUUGAGUACCUAAAGAAAAAAAAUUGUAAAAAAAACACUAAAGAAAAAGAAAAUCCUGGAAAAUGUUAAAACUGUGGAAUGUAAUAUCAUUACAAAAUAAAAUCUCAUUGUUGUGUUCA
Molecule: messenger RNA, 5405 nt
Organism: Misgurnus anguillicaudatus (oriental weatherfish)
Lineage: Eukaryota; Metazoa; Chordata; Actinopteri; Cypriniformes; Cobitidae
Gene: tmem178bb
Product: transmembrane protein 178Bb
Cellular component (GO): membrane
Source: RefSeq, a predicted model, not a curated record